Messenger RNA from Drosophila serrata, 897 nucleotides. RefSeq names its product Kruppel-like factor 15 (gene Klf15). NCBI's taxonomy places the organism in Eukaryota, Metazoa, Arthropoda, Insecta, Diptera, Drosophilidae. The record is from RefSeq and is a predicted model, not a curated record. Gene Ontology annotation, molecular function: RNA polymerase II cis-regulatory region sequence-specific DNA binding; DNA-binding transcription factor activity, RNA polymerase II-specific. Gene Ontology annotation, biological process: regulation of transcription by RNA polymerase II.
AUUUGCAUUAUGGACUUCUUUGCAACCGGUGGCUUCCAGCAGCUCUACAGCGAUCUGGAUGAUGAGCAGGAGCCGUUGGCCAUUCUUGCCGGGCUACCAGAUGAUCCCAGCAAUUGCAGUUUGGAAUACACCUAUCCCGAUUCCAGUUUUGUUGUGGAUUGUCAUCAUCUGGAGGAAUCGGACUACUAUGGCAUCAUCACACUGGACAGCAAUAAUAAUAAUAAUAAUCAUAGCAUGAGUAGCGAAGUCUUACCAGAGGAGGAGCACUCUUUGUUCAUUGACUUCAAUGACUUGUCUUCGGUUUGUCCACCGGAUUUGAGUGACUGGGAACAGCGGUUGCUGGACAACUAUGUGGAGAUACCAGAAUUAGUGGACUUUCUACCAGAACGCACACCUCUCUGCACGGAUAACUGUGUGGAUUUUUUGGAGGAGAGUAAUAGUAAUCUUAGACUGGCAGCGCCACCAUUACCACCACCACCAUCACCUCCAGAGGAACCAGCAGCGGUGUCUGCUGUCCCCCAACUGGGACAGAAUGCCGGCGGUGAGAGGGGUUACCUGUGCACCUUUGGUGACUGUGAAAAGAUCUAUGCCAAACCCGCCCACCUCAAGGCUCACCUGCGUCGGCAUCUCGGCGAGAAACCCUAUGCCUGCAGCUGGCCAGAUUGCACGUGGAGAUUCUCCCGCUCGGAUGAGCUGGCCCGGCAUCGACGAUCCCACUCCGGAGUUAAACCCUACAAGUGUGAUUACUGUUCCAAGUGCUUUGCCCGAUCGGAUCAUCUGACCAAACACCGGAAGGUCCAUGAGCGAAGGCUUCUGGCAGCCACGAGGGCAGGGAGACUCCUCUCCGAUGAUCUUUAUGCGGUGAGACCGGGAAGGAAGCGAAAGAAUCAGAUUUAG